Messenger RNA from Molossus molossus (Pallas's mastiff bat), 240 nucleotides. Its product is annotated as cytochrome c oxidase assembly factor 6 homolog. The transcript has a single exon. NCBI's taxonomy places the organism in Eukaryota, Metazoa, Chordata, Mammalia, Chiroptera, Molossidae. Gene Ontology annotation, biological process: respiratory chain complex IV assembly. Gene Ontology annotation, cellular component: respiratory chain complex IV; mitochondrion. The record is from RefSeq and is a predicted model, not a curated record. Bases 1 to 240 code for a protein of 79 amino acids.
AUGGCAGCCCGGUCUCGGAAGGACAGGCAGGCCUGCUGGGGCGCCCGCGACGCCUACUGGACGCGUCUGGACGAGAACACGGAGGACACCUCUCAGUGCAAGAAAUUAAGGCGCUCGUUUGAAUCCAUCUGUCCCCAGCAGUGGACAAAAUAUUUUGACAAAAGAAGAGACUACUUAAAAUUUAAAGAAAAAUUUGAAGCAGGACAAUUCCAACCUUCAGAAAAAACUGCAAAGUUGUAG